Molecule: messenger RNA, 756 nt
Organism: Coffea eugenioides
Lineage: Eukaryota; Viridiplantae; Streptophyta; Magnoliopsida; Gentianales; Rubiaceae
Exons: 1
Coding region: 1-756 (251 amino acids)
Molecular function (GO): nucleic acid binding; RNA-DNA hybrid ribonuclease activity
Source: RefSeq, a predicted model, not a curated record
AUGGCAAAACCUGUACUGUUUGACCGACUCACGAGAUGGUAUCUCCAGUUUCAACAAUUUGAAAUUAUUUAUGUACCUGCGAAGGCUGUCAAAGGACAAAUAUUGGCAGACUUUUUAGCGGAUCAUCACAUACCUGCCGAGUGGGAAUUGACUGAUGAACUCUCCGAUGAAGAAGUGUUUAUGAUCGAAUCCCCAUGGUCAAUGUAUUUCGAUGGAGCCGCGCACCGUGACGGAGCUGGUGCAGGAGUUAUCUUUUAUACUCCUGAAUCAGAUAUAUUACCAUACUCUUUCACUUUAACACGUCGGUGUUCAAACAAUAUGACCGAAUAUCAGGCAUUGAUUCUCGGUCUGGAAAUGACCGUAGACAUGAAGCAGUUGCAUCUUAGGGUCUAUAGUGAUUCCAAAUUAGUGGUAAAUCAACUUCUUGGUAUUUAUGAUGUUAUAAAGCCUAAAUUGAUCCCAUAUUAUAAGUAUGCAAGACAACUCAUGGAAUAUUUAGAUAAUGUCACUAUAGAACAUAUUCCUAGAAAUUUCAACCAACAAGCUAACUCUUUAGCAAGAUUGACGUCCAUGAUCACUCUACCUUCUCAUCGAAAUCAAAUUUCAAUAUGUCAAAAUUGGAUCAUACCUCCGAUGUUUGAUGAAGAGGAUGAUGGUGAGGAAGAAAAUGCUUAUCAUAUUUUUGUCCAUGAGAUCGAAAAGGAGGAUUGGCGUCACCUCAUCAUUGAUUACAUUAAUCAUGGAAAGUUAUCAUAA